GGAAGCUCCCGGCUUUGCGAGGCGGUGGGCAGCUGGUCUCGGAGCGCUCUCGUCCCCCGCCGUCCGAAGCGAUGAAUUCGCUGGAACAGGCGGAAGGUAAGGCAGAUCUCAAGGCUUUUGAAAGAAGGCUAACUGAAUACAUAGCUUGUUUACAACCAGCUACUGGACGCUGGAGAAUAAUUCUUAUAGUGGUAUCAGUCUGUACAGCCACUGGUGCUUGGAACUGGUUAAUAGAUCCUGAAACACAGAAGGUAUCUUUUUUCACAUCUCUAUGGAAUCAUCCAUUCUUCACCAUUAGCUGUAUUACAUUAAUUGGUUUAUUUUUUGCUGGAAUACAUAAAAGAGUAGUGGCGCCCUCAAUCAUAGCUGCUCGAUGUCGAACUGUUUUGGCAGAAUACAAUAUGUCGUGCGAUGACACUGGAAAAUUAAUCUUGAAACCUCGGCUCCACGUCCAAUAACCCGUUACUUUUGUGUGUAGAGGAUUGCGGAAUUACACAUACAAAUUUUGUUUCUUCAGUUCAACAAGGCCAAAUAUUAGGACCGAGAAACAGGUUUGUCUUCAACAUGGGAUGGAAGACGUCUCCCAAUCUUUUUCUGCCCAAACACUUAUGUUGUCAGUUUCUUCUAGGACAGUAUUACUGGGUUCUCAUCUCUAAUGGCGAGGGGUCGCAGAGGCAGCCUCUCCGAGACUCGCCCGCUUUUACAAUGCGCAAAUAAUUGUAAAUAGAAAAUGGUUACAGUAUUUGUACUGCCAUCUGCCGCCGCGUUUUUUAAUCAGUGUGUGUGU
This is a messenger RNA of Protobothrops mucrosquamatus (brown spotted pit viper), 787 nucleotides long. It is a transcript of the gene CNEP1R1, whose product is annotated as CTD nuclear envelope phosphatase 1 regulatory subunit 1. Gene Ontology annotation, cellular component: Nem1-Spo7 phosphatase complex; cytoplasm. The record is from RefSeq and is a predicted model, not a curated record. The transcript has 6 exons. Bases 72 to 458 code for a protein of 128 amino acids. NCBI's taxonomy places the organism in Eukaryota, Metazoa, Chordata, Lepidosauria, Squamata, Viperidae.